Daucus carota subsp. sativus is the source of this 1500-nucleotide messenger RNA. RefSeq names its product palmitoyl-acyl carrier protein thioesterase, chloroplastic. Gene Ontology annotation, molecular function: acyl carrier activity; fatty acyl-[ACP] hydrolase activity. Lineage: Eukaryota; Viridiplantae; Streptophyta; Magnoliopsida; Apiales; Apiaceae. The coding region runs from base 113 to 1318 and encodes 401 amino acids. Gene Ontology annotation, biological process: fatty acid biosynthetic process. The transcript is spliced from 6 exons. The record is from RefSeq and is a predicted model, not a curated record.
CUAGUCAUUUUUUUGGCUUUCAAUUAUUUCUAUCAACUAUCAGCUAAUAACCACCCUAUUCUUUUUCCUCCUUGACACUUAUAAAAUUUGACCAUUUUGUUGCAUUUUUACAAUGGCUUUGAUGAACAAUGCUGCUACAUUUUUGAGUCCAGAGCAUUUGUGUAAGCCGAAACAGAACAUUAUGGGCACGGCCAUGCAGGCUCUGAGGGCUAAUUCUUUUCCGAUUUUAAGCGAUUCGAUGGUUUCGAGCCGACGGCUUGUGGUGAAGGCCAGUGGAAGGACUUCUAAGGGCAUUGACAUGAUCAAUGGAAAAAAGGUUAAUGGAAUUUAUGUGAAUGGUGGAACUUCACAGCUGGGGCAAAAAAGAAUUAGUGAGAUUCUGAAAGGUGACGAGGAGGAGCCGGAGAUGACGUGUCUUCCAGGUGGCAGAUUUUUGGAAGGGCGAUUGGUUUUUAGACAGACAUUUGUUAUCAGGUCUUAUGAAAUUGGCCCUGACAAGACUGCUACCAUGGAGACUCUGAUGAAUUUGCUUCAGGAGACGGCGCUUAAUCAUGUCAGGAGAUCAGGUCUUGCAGGGAAUGGAUUCGGAGCAACCCAUGAAAUGAGCCUAAGGAAACUUAUAUGGGUUGUGACUCGCAUUAACAUCCAAGUGGACAAAUACAGCUCCUGGGGAGAUGUUAUUGAGAUUGAUACAUGGGUUGAUGCGGCAGGAAAAAAUGGUAUGCGUCGAGACUGGAUCAUACGCGAUUUCAAGUCUCAAAACAUCAUUACCAGAGCUACAAGCACAUGGGUUAUAAUGAACAGAGAAACAAGGAAACUGAGUAAAAUUCCUGAAGAAGUCAAGCGAGAAGUUGAACCAUUUCAUCUGAACAGAGUUGCAAUUGCAACAGAAGAUAUCGAUUCUGAGAAGAUUGAAAAACUUAACAAUGAUAUUGCUGAUAGAAUUAGAUCUGGUCUAGCCCCAAGAUGGAGCGACAUGGAUGCUAAUCAACACGUAAAUAAUGUCAAAUACAUUGGAUGGAUCCUCGAGAGUGUGCCAAUGCACGUGCUAGAAGAUUACGAUCUGAGCAGCUUGACACUGGAGUACAGGCGAGAAUGCAGGCAAUCCAACAUGCUCGACUCCUUGACAAGUAUGAAAACACUGUCUUCCGACCAGAAUAAUUCAAACACUCUUCAAACUAACUGUAGUACAAGUAGUGAACAUAAUGGAACUUUAGAAAAAUUACAAUGCACGCACUUGCUUCGUAUGGAAACCGAUCAUGCAGAGAUUGUCCGCGCAAGAUCCACAUGGCAACCAAAAUUGUAUCCCUCGAUGUAGGAAAUCUGAUCAGUUUCGUUCAUGUUGGCCUUUUUGUUUGGUUUUCUGCGGAAUAUCUGUACUGAAUGUUGUAAUUUUCAUGUAAGACUGGGAUAAAUUGAUUGCUGAUUUAUUCAUAAAUUGUAAAAGAUCACAGAGUUGUGAGUGGUUCUACAUAUCAUAAUUUGAAUUUUCAGAAUGAA